Molecule: messenger RNA, 1488 nt
Organism: Arabidopsis thaliana (thale cress)
Lineage: Eukaryota; Viridiplantae; Streptophyta; Magnoliopsida; Brassicales; Brassicaceae
Product: saposin B domain-containing protein
Exons: 6
Coding region: 192-845 (217 amino acids)
Biological process (GO): lipid metabolic process
Cellular component (GO): extracellular region
Source: RefSeq, marked reviewed
AUAAUUCUGUUACCAUGGAUCUAAAUGAGAGGAGACUCUUGCUUUUUCACAAAAAAAAAGAAAAAGAGAGAGAGAGCAGCAACCCCAGCAGCAUCGAAGAUCGUCGAUCGUCGAUCGGUUGCUCUCUUUCAUUAAUCAGAUCUAAUUGAUACCCAAGCUUCUUCAUCGGAGGCCGUAUCUCACGAGGAAACAUGGGCGGUAGAUUUGGAGUCCUCCUAGUCCUCUUCCUCUUGAGCUGGUCUUGUCAUGCUACAAACCCGAUUCUUCUCGAACCAUUCGAAUCAGCUCAUGAUGACAACCAAGUCUGUGAACUAUGUGACAAGUAUGUCACGCUAGUCAUUGAUUACCUUCAAGACUACGACAACCAGAAUGAACUCGUUGAGGCCCUUCAUAUCAGCUGCUCUCAGAUUCCUCCUCUCAAAAAACAGUGUCUUUCAAUGGUAGAUCAUUACACCCAACUUUUCUUCACACAAGUCUCUACUAUCAAAUCAGACCAAAUCUGCAAACGGCUUAACCUCUGUCAAGCUGUGACACCGGCCUUUGCCUCUCAAGUCCAUCAAGGAAACUGCGAGGCUUGCCGCGAGACUGUCUCUGAGGUUGUCACCAAACUCAAGGAUCCUGAGACUAAGCUGAAGAUAAUUCGGUUACUUCUCAAGGAAUGCAAGUCGCUUAACAAUUACCAGGACAAGUGCAAGAAGAUGGUAUUCGAGUACGGGCCUCUGAUGCUUACGGAUUUGCAGAAGUUUCUGGAGAAGAAAGACGUGUGCACUAUCCUCCACGUCUGUCCAGGUCCAGCCACCCACCGUGACUACGUUCCUGCGGUGGAGUCAUUGGCAGAUUCGUAAAUUCGGCCACCUUGGUUUUGUCGUCAUUCACACUAAUACCAUGCCAUGAUCGUGAUGCUAAUUUAAUUUGGUAACCCGGUGGUCAUGUAAAUACUGAUUGAUAUAUUAAAAACAUAACUACACGAUUGAUGAUUCUUGUGUGAUUUGAAAAGAACGCUGUCUAAAGGCCCAUUGUCCAUCGAUGGGCCUUUUUGCUAAUUUCUACAUUGCCCAUGUUGUGUAGUCUGAUUUUCGCUAAAACGUUACGUUGAUGCGUGUACUCAAUCACUCGCCCACCAUUUUCUUCUGUGAAACAGUUGGCAAAAGUUAGGGGCCGCCAAGCUGGUUUAAACUGACCCACAAGCGAAUAAAUGUCAGACACGUGUAAAGGACAAAGAGAGCAAGUGUCACCGUAUCUAUAAAAGCUAACAUUAGAGGAUAUUCUUGCUUACGUGUGACAUCGUCACUGGUACAUAUCAUCUAAAGGAAUCUUUGAUCAACACUACUCUGGAAAACAAAUUGUAUACUAUUUAUAAAUCUGUUGACUGUAUGUAUAUUCAGAAUUAUGUGAUUGAUUGACUAAAAGCGACUGAUUUUUAACCUUUUAUAAUACAAACAGAACAGUGUACAUAUCCAAUGUAGUGAAACAAAUCCUUUUAUUGGG